Molecule: messenger RNA, 345 nt
Organism: Knipowitschia caucasica
Lineage: Eukaryota; Metazoa; Chordata; Actinopteri; Gobiiformes; Gobiidae
Source: the annotation of a GenBank genome assembly
AUGGGGUCAGAGCAUCCAGAAGCAUGCGGAGGCCUAAGAAUAGAGGCUGAUGGAGGGUUUCAUUGGGAGAAAGGCAGUAUUUCCGUCCCACCUGUGCGGUACAUCACGGUCGCCGCCGCGGUGAAUGAGAGGAGGGCUGUGUUGAUGAAUUUGAGCCGGUGUGUGAGGAGGUCAUCGCCGAGACACCCAGAGCGAUUAGGAGCCGUGUCCCCGAUACAUCAGGGACAAUCUGUGCUUUUCAUCAUCGCUUUUCAGCCGUACGCUUUCCUCUGUCUUUACGGCUCACUGGGACCGGCCUGUCGGACGCGUCGCUGUUUGGGACAGUGCUGCCGAACAAGGUCAUAA